Molecule: messenger RNA, 1599 nt
Organism: Cynocephalus volans (Philippine flying lemur)
Lineage: Eukaryota; Metazoa; Chordata; Mammalia; Dermoptera; Cynocephalidae
Gene: CDC20B
Product: cell division cycle 20B
Exons: 12
Coding region: 1-1599 (532 amino acids)
Biological process (GO): positive regulation of ubiquitin protein ligase activity; positive regulation of anaphase-promoting complex-dependent catabolic process; anaphase-promoting complex-dependent catabolic process
Cellular component (GO): anaphase-promoting complex
Molecular function (GO): protein binding; ubiquitin ligase activator activity; anaphase-promoting complex binding
Source: RefSeq, a predicted model, not a curated record
AUGGAGUGGAAACUGGAGCGCACAGCCCUGCGGAGGGUCCGGACCGAAGAGGAGAUGCUGUGGGAGAAUGUCAUGCGGGUGCUCGCCAAAGACAUGAAGCAAAAGAAAAGCCAAGGUCCCCCCAAGGUAUUUGAUGCAGUUAAUACUACAUAUUCUAACUUUAAGAGCAACUUCGUGAAGAGGCUGUCAGCUGAGGUUCCCUUUGCCAGUAGUCCAAUCACCACAAGAUGGCGGCAAAGUCAAACCAAUGAUUUUGAAGCCUGUUCCUUUGGGGAAGAGUGUUCGCCCAGUCACCUCCGAGAAUUUUCUGGAUCAGUGCUGAAGAUAACACCUGAGAAAGAGACCUUGACUCUAGGGUCCUACGGAGAACCACUGAAGACCCCCAUGAAAGGAAGUUCCGAAACAAACAACGCUGCUCUCCAUUUCUGCAAGGCACCUCAUGCACUGGACAGAGGCUGGCAGGAAGAUGUUGCCUCAAAAGGCCAGAAAUGCCUAAACCAGCUAUUUUCAACCCAGAAGAUGGUUCAGCAGGUUAAUGGGAAAAUGCAGCUCUGUGAGCAAUCCCAGUGUGUUUGGAAAGGCUGCAGAGAUGGAGUGAGAGAUGAAUCCUUCCAUCUUAAAAGGUUCAGUGACACAAACCAUUCCAUAUUCCAACAAGAGGUGAAGAUUCAUCUUACUGGUCUUCAAAAUGACUACUAUCUGAAUAUCCUAGAUUGGAGUUUUGAAAAUCAUGUUGCUAUAGCCCUUGGAUCUUCUGUAUACAUCUGGAGUGGGGAGAACCACAAUAGGAUCGAAAAUAUAGACUUAAGUCUCGCUUGUAACUAUAUAUCUUCUGUCUCCUGGACAAAAGAGGGAACCUACCUGGCAGUUGGCACCAGCGAGGGAGAAUUGCAAUUAUGGGAUGUGGUAGCUAAAAAGCAGCUGAGAAACAUGCUUGGUCAUUUGUCAGUAGUUGGAGCCUUGAGCUGGAAUCACUGUAUCCUUAGCAGUGGGUCGAGACUGGGGCGUGUUUAUCAUCACGAUGUCCGGGUAGCCCAGCAUCAGGUGGGAACACUUCACCACAAACAAGCUGUGUGUGCUCUGAAGUGGUCACUGGAUGGCAGGCUGCUUUCCAGUGGCUGUAGUGACGGAUUGCUGACAAUAUGGCCCCACGAUCCAGGUGCCAAUGUGCAGAGCCAACCACUAAAAGUCAUAACCCAAACUACAGCAGUCAAGGCCAUGGAGUGGUGUCCCUGGCAGUCUGAGGUCCUUGCUGUUGGAGGAGGAAUGAAGGAUGGAUGCUUACACAUCUUUGACAUAAAUAGUGGGAAAAGCAUCCAGACCCCAAGCACAAACUCCCAGAUUUGUUCCCUAAUCUGGCUACCUAAGACAAAGGAGAUUGCAACUGGCCAAGGUACUCCUAAGAAUGAUGUGAUCGUGUGGACCUGUCCCACUCUGUCCAGGUCAGGAGGGUUUUUUGGCCACAGAGGCAGAGUGCUGCACCUGGCUUUGAGUCCAGACCAGACCCGGGUGUUUUCUGCUGCAGCUGAUGGGACAGCCUCUGUAUGGAAUUGCUACCAGUCCCCCAGCCCCUCUAAGCCUCAGCAUGCUCAUUUCUAA